Messenger RNA from Mucor mucedo, 702 nucleotides. Its product is annotated as HotDog domain-containing protein. Gene Ontology annotation, molecular function: fatty acyl-CoA hydrolase activity. Bases 33 to 557 code for a protein of 174 amino acids. The transcript is spliced from 2 exons. NCBI's taxonomy places the organism in Eukaryota, Fungi, Mucoromycota, Mucoromycetes, Mucorales, Mucoraceae. Gene Ontology annotation, cellular component: mitochondrion. The record is from RefSeq and is a predicted model, not a curated record.
AUUAUUCUUUUGCUAAUCAUCCAUCUGCAACCAUGUCCGGAAGUCAAAAACGGAUUUCUCUCAUUGCCUCUCAUUUGGCAACAUCGAGCGUCCAAAGUCGAACGUUGACUACACAGGCUGUCAAGGAAACCUUUAGAAAGCGUCAGGAUUAUAAAUAUUUCCUACCCAUACAGUCUAGAUGGAGUGAUAAUGAUUGCUAUGGACAUAUCAACAAUUCGAUCUAUUACCAUUAUUUUGAUACGAUUAUCAAUGAAUAUUUGAUUCGUAAGUGUGGACUUGAACCGGGCAGUCAAACGAAGCCGAUUGGACUGGUGGUUGCCAGCCACGCUAAUUUUUAUGCAUCUGCCUCCUAUCCUAAUCUGAUCAUGGCGGGACUUGCGGUUUCGAAGCUUGGCAAAUCCAGUGUUACUUACAGAGUCGGUAUCUUUGAGUCGGAAAAUCCUUUGGCAUGUGUGGUGGGUGGAUUUACGCAUGUGUUUGUGAAUAAUGGAGAUAGACGGCCCGUCACACAGCUUCCUGAAGAAAUCAUCACUGGUGUCAAAGACAUAGCGGAAUAAAAAAGUUUUAUUUUUAUUUUUUGUAAUUAAAAAAAAAAAAAGAGAGAGAGAGAAUAAUGUUACAAAUAGUGAGAGAAAAAAUUACGGAGUCUUUAAAAAGAGGAAGUUUUUUUUUUUGGCGGGGAGAUAGGUAUAUGAAAUGUGU